Messenger RNA from Amblyraja radiata (thorny skate), 1365 nucleotides. RefSeq names its product uroporphyrinogen decarboxylase (gene urod). The record is from RefSeq and is a predicted model, not a curated record. Gene Ontology annotation, molecular function: uroporphyrinogen decarboxylase activity. Bases 120 to 1217 code for a protein of 365 amino acids. Gene Ontology annotation, cellular component: cytosol. The transcript is spliced from 10 exons. Lineage: Eukaryota; Metazoa; Chordata; Chondrichthyes; Rajiformes; Rajidae. Gene Ontology annotation, biological process: heme biosynthetic process.
UCACGUGCCGGAGGGGGAAGAUAAAGCUGUGGCAUCCAGUCACGUGCCGGGGGGCGAGCCAGCCAGCCAACUGUCAACGCUGUGCAGAAGAGGAGCGGCUGGAGGAGGAGCCCACAGACAUGGAGCACGGCGACUACUUCAGCUCCAAAGAUUUUCCAGCAUUGAAAAAUGAUACAUUCCUCAAAGCAGCUUGGGGUGAGGUGACUGAUUAUGUCCCAGUUUGGUGUAUGAGGCAGGCGGGAAGGUAUCUCCCAGAAUUCCGAGAGACCCGAGCGACGCAGGAUUUCUUCACAACCUGCCGCACUCCCACAAUCUGCUGUGAGUUGACAUUGCAGCCUCUCAGACGAUUCCCAUUAGAUGCUGCUAUUAUUUUCUCUGACAUCCUCGUGAUUCCUCAGGCAUUAGGGAUGGAGGUCACAAUGGUUCCAGGAAAAGGUCCAACGUUUCCAGAGCCACUGAAUGAGCCUGCAGAUCUUCAGAAAUUGCAUGAAAACGUGGAUGUAACUCAGGAACUGGCUUACGUGUUUCAGGCUAUAACACUGACCCGCCACAAGCUGAAGGGAGAAGUCCCCCUUAUUGGAUUCUCAGGAGCCCCGUGGACUUUGAUGGCUUACAUGAUAGAAGGAGGUGGUUCAAAUACAAUGUCGAAAGCGAAACGAUGGCUAUAUCAAUAUCCUUCAGCCAGUCAUAAACUUCUGAAAAUUCUCACAAAUGUGAUCAUUGACUAUCUGGUGGGACAAGUAAAAGCAGGAGCUCAGGCGCUGCAAGUGUUUGAAUCUCAUGCUGGCCACUUGGGAUAUGAGCAGUUCAGUGAGUUUUCACUCCCAUACCUCAGAGAGAUUGCCCAACAAGUGAAAGAAAAGUUGAAGGCCUCAGGAAUAAUUCAAGUGCCAAUGAUUGUGUUUGCAAAGGAUGCCCAUUAUGCCUUGGAAGAUAUUGCAAAUUCCGGGUAUGAAGUGGUGGGGCUAGACUGGACGAUUCAGCCUCAGAUUGCACGUGAAAGAACGGGAACAAAAGUGACUCUUCAAGGCAACAUGGAUCCUUGUGCGCUAUACGCACCUAAGGAUAAAAUAAGUGAAAUUGUGAAGAAGAUGAUUGAAGAGUUUGGAACGCAGCGCUACAUUGCAAAUUUGGGGCACGGCAUGUAUCCCGAUAUGGAUCCUGAACAUGUGGCCGCAUUUGUGGAGUCUGUCCAUAAAUAUUCACAAAAGAAAUGAACAAAACAUUUAGUACGCAAAAUAAAGCGGAAUGGAUUCAACAGAAACACAAAGGAACAAGAAAAAGUUGCACUGAAAAUUAGUUGAAUGUUGGGCUCCUCAGGAGAAGAAUAGUUUUCAUGUGAAAUAAAAUUUUAUUUCAGCUAAA